Messenger RNA from Mus caroli (Ryukyu mouse), 2557 nucleotides. It is a transcript of the gene Ermap, whose product is annotated as erythroblast membrane associated protein (Scianna blood group). The record is from RefSeq and is a predicted model, not a curated record. NCBI's taxonomy places the organism in Eukaryota, Metazoa, Chordata, Mammalia, Rodentia, Muridae. Gene Ontology annotation, molecular function: protein binding.
AGUCAGCGAGCCCCAGUGCCUAUUUGAAGGAUUGGUUUCUUCAUGUUGGACCAUGAUGAGGACUUUGCAGCCUUGGUUGAUCGUCAACUUGCAAGGCUGUCAGCGAGGCUGGAGAUGCUGCUCAGCAGUUAAGAGCAUUUGUUGCUCUUGCUGGGGACCAUUCUCACAACCACCAGUAUCUCCAGUUAACAGGGGAGCUGGCACCCUCCUCUAGCCUCUAAGGGCACCUGCACUCAUGUGGUGCGCAUGCCUCCCCCAUAUAGACAUAUAAUUAAAAACUACUUUAAGAAGAAGAGUUUCUGAGGAUUUUAGUCACAUUGUCACAGGAGGAAUAAGAGUGGUAUCACAAGGGAGUAGGGAAGGGGAGCUGGGUUUAGAAGCACAUGUCCUUGCUCCUCAGAUGGGCCAUGUGUCUCAGCCCCAGUUCCAGCUCGAACUCAUCAGCCCUCUUUUGAUGUCUGUCCUAGUUCAUAUGGAGAGACCAAGUCCCCGUGGUUCCUGGCUUGUCGGCUGUCUCUUCACCAUAGCUGUCUUCCAGCCGCCUGUUCAGGUGUCAGGGGAUGCUGGCAAGGUCUACAUAGCCCCUCUUAGGGACACAGCCAACUUGUCCUGCCCUCUCUUCCUCUGGCCUAACAUGGUACUCAGCGAGAUGAGGUGGUAUCGGCCCGGACACCUACCUCGCACCCAGGCUGUCCACGUGUUCCGGGAUGGGCAGGACAGAGAUGAAGACCUGAUGCCAGAAUAUAAGGGCAGGACGGCACUGGUGAGGGAUGCCCACAAGGAAAGCUACAUCCUGCAAAUCAGUAAUGUGAGGCUCGAGGACCGAGGGCUGUACCAGUGCCAGGUCUGGGUCGGAAACUCAAGUCGAGAAGACAACGUGACCCUGCAGGUGGCAGUUUUAGGUUCUGAUCCCUACAUCCACGUGAAGGGCUAUGAUGCUGGGUGGAUCGAGCUGCUGUGUCAAUCAGUGGGAUGGUUCCCAAAGCCGUGGACUGAGUGGAGAGACACGACGGGUAGAGCGCUACUCUCCCUUUCAGAGGUUCACUCCCUGGAUGAAAAUGGGCUGUUCCGAACAGCAGUGUCCAGCAGAAUCAGGGACAAUGCCCUGGGAAAUGUGUCCUGCACUAUCCAUAAUGAGGCCCUUGGCCAAGAGAAGACGACGGCCAUGAUUAUUGGAGCCCCAGAACGAGGAAGUCUGUCCUCUCCAGCAGUGGCUCUCUCUGUGGUCUUGCCCAUCUUGGGGCUCCUCAUCCUCCUUGGCAUCUGGCUCAUUUGUAAACAAAAAAAAUCAAAAGAGAAGCUGCUGUAUGAGCAAGUGAUGGAGGUAGAAAAUCUUCUGGAAGACCAUGCCAAAGAAAAAGGAAGACUCCACAAAGCCCUCAAGAAACUCCGGAGUGAACUGAAGUUGAAAAGAGCGGCGGCCAAUGCAGGCUGGAGAAGAGCCCGGCUACAUUUUGUGGCAGUGACCCUGGACCCCGACACGGCACAUCCCAAACUCAUCCUGUCUGAGGAUCGGAGAUGUGUGAGGCUCGGCGACAGGAAGCGGCCUGUUCCUGACAACCCAGAGAGGUUUGAUUUUGUUGUCAGCGUCCUGGGCUCCGAGUAUUUCACAACCGGCUGUCACUACUGGGAAGUGUACGUGGGCGAGAAGACCAAAUGGAUUCUUGGAGUGUGUAGUGAGUCUGUGAGCAGGAAAGGGAAGGUCACGGCCUCGCCUGCCAAUGGCCACUGGCUUGUGCGACAGAGCCGUGGGAAUGAGUAUGAAGCUCUCACGUCCCCGCAGACCUCCUUCCGCCUCAAAGAGUCUCCAAAGUGUGUGGGGAUUUUCCUGGACUAUGAAGCCGGCAUCAUCUCCUUCUACAACGUGACUGAUAAGUCCCACAUCUUCACUUUCACCCACAGUUUCUCGAGCCCACUUCGCCCUUUCUUUGAACCUUGUCUUCACGAUGAGGGGAAAAACACGGCACCUCUGAUCAUUUGUACUGAGCUUCAGAAAUCAGAGGAGUCGAUUGUCCCCAAACAAGAAGGAAAAGACCGUGCUAAUGGAGACGUGUCCCUGAAGAUGAACCCAUCCUUACUGUCCCCUCAGGGUUCUGAGCUAUUUCUGCUUAAUGAUACCUGGCCCUCUAACCUUGGCCCUGCCCUUAAGGGCCUCAAAGUUCCUUCUUUGUAGGGCUGUGCCCUGUGCUCCACUCUCGUGAGCAUCCGGCCUGGCACCCUGGACCCAGGCUCCUGGCCCAGCAUCUGUUUCUCCAGUACCUCAUCUCCUUGACCCCAGUCCAGAGCCUUCUGUGGUUUCUCUUCUGCUUUUCUCCCAGGGCUCGGUUCUGAACUCUGCCUUGUUCUUGAGACAUUCCCAUUGCCCUGGCAGAUGGCUUUUUGAAAUCAACAAAAUGCACUCAGGCAAGGUUCAGGAGGAGACCUUGGAUGUAAUGCAGGGGGACUCCGUUCAGGCCAGGGGAAAGGGCUCUCUCCCUGAGGGAACCUUGGCAGCAGCUUCUCUUUGUCAGCCUGCUCAGGGGUUAUCAGGUGUGAACUUACAGCCCCCAGACCCAAA